This is a messenger RNA of Symsagittifera roscoffensis, 660 nucleotides long. RefSeq lists its product as uncharacterized. Bases 1 to 660 code for a protein of 219 amino acids. Lineage: Eukaryota; Metazoa; Xenacoelomorpha; Acoela; Convolutidae. Gene Ontology annotation, molecular function: nucleic acid binding. Gene Ontology annotation, biological process: DNA integration. The record is from RefSeq and is a predicted model, not a curated record. The transcript has 2 exons.
AUGGCUGAUCUGCCUAUUGAAAGGCUGGGUUACAAGCAACCUCCUUUCACUAACACAGGUGUUGACUACUUUGGACCGUUCCUAGUUCCAAUCCGGAGAAGUACGGAAAAGAGGUGGGGUUUUUUGUUCACCUGUCUCACUACUAGAGCGGUGCACAUUGAAGUGGUCCCCUCGCUCGACACAAGCUCUUGUGUGAUGGGCGUGGAGAUGUUUAUUGCACGUCGAGGUACUCCGACUACCAUCAUGUCCGACAACGGCACGAACUUUAAAGGGAUCAAGUGGAAAUUCAAUCCACCCAGCGCACCGCACCAUGGUGGUUCCUGGGAGCGAUUAGUUCGGAGUGUCAAGCGCGUUUUGUAUGACAUCUUAGGCAACAGAAGAGUAACUGAGGAGGUUCUAAGAACCACGCUGUGCCUUGUUGAGCAAUUUCUCAACGCUAGACCAAUAACAGCCGUUAGUUCCGAUCCGCUAGAUCUAGAGGCGUUGACCCCGAAUCAUUUUAUCCUUGGUCAACACGCAGCAAGUUUUCCGUCGCUAAGUUUCGAAGAAAACUUCGACCAUAAGAAGUGGUUCGUCAGAGCGCAAUCAUACGCUAACGCAAUGGACACGGUGGAUGCGGGAAUACGUUCCUUCCCUCAAAAGGAGGGCAAAGUGGCAUAA